CUUGCUGUGUCUGCGUUUAGUGCAUGUCCUUUUCACACACAGACUGAAACAGUGUCGGCUCUUUAACAUCAUAUUACCUUCUCCUUCUCCUCCCACACCCACGACGUAGCACACUAGUGUCAAUACUCUCCAGCAGUGGGUCUUCUCUACUUGCUGCAGUCUGCCACACCACAUUCUCAACUGCGCUCUUCAGCCCCUCCAAAGCGUUUAGAUAAUUCAUGCUCCGGUGAAACAUACCUCACAACACAGCUCUUAGAGUCGAGAUUGCUCUAGAAUACAGAGGUAUUGAGCUCGCCCUCAUUCGGCUGUGUCCGGAUUGCCUCGCCUCAUUACAUUAAGAGUGCUGCAGCGGUUUGGACCCCUCCUCGGUUUGUCAACACCGCCUCUGCACAACUCAAGAGCACCAUGUCGCUGUACCCGUCUCAGAUUAAGGCUUUCAAGAGCAGCGAGCCCAAAACCCUUGGGGCAGUGGAGAUCAUCAUUGGGUUGCUGACGGUCAUUCUGAGCACGAUUGUGUAUAAACUGCACUACCACAUCCAGCGGGAGGUCAUCAUCCUCAUCCUGAAUGGUGCUCAACUCAUUAUCACUGGAAUUGUCUUGGUGCAUACUGGUAGGAGACCAUCUAAAUGUCUGGUGGGUACAACCAUUGUUUUGCAGUUGCUAACCGCAGCAUUUGAUAUUGUCGGAUUUGGUCUCAUAGCCCGACAUGUGCCCUUUCGUGGGGAAUCCUACUAUUACAGAGACACCGAGUGGUGUUGUGACCCACUCCAUUCAGUGUGGGCUUGCUGUGGAGAAGGAGAUAAAGCGGGACAGAAGGAGUUCCUGGUGAAUGGCAUUUUGGGCACCUUGAUUGGUUUUUUGGUAUUGGUGUGUAUUAUCGGUUUGGUUGUGGCACUUUUUGGAGUGUAUGCCCUAUCUGUUAGUGCUAUUAAGGAGAUGACACCUAUUCCUACCUCCACUGCAAACGCACAGUACGGUGCCGGAGGACAGGCCAGGACUAAUGUGCGUAAUGGGAACUGACCGAACAAAAUCUCUCACAGGAUAAGAUCAAUGGUUUUAGCACAGUUUCAUACCAAUCAAAAGAAACAACUGUUUCAACUCUAAAUCACACACAAUUCAAACAAAAACUUUUGUGACAAUGUAAAUAAUUUGUAAACAAACAAACAAACAAAAAACAACUGUUAGGUCGUUAUUUGGCUGUUUUCUCACGCUGCAGUGAAUUUUGAUGGCUAAAUAGUUGCUAGGACUUCAUUCAUUUUGCACUAAUAGACAAGUUUGUUUGCAUGAAAAUACUUUUGUAGUGUCAGUAAUGAGCAAGCCAUAGACGUGAAUGCUGUAAGAUUGUACAGAAAUGUAGGUAGCAAUUCUUUUUUUUUAAUAUGCUAACCAAUUUGCAAAUUAGACAGAUUAUCAGUCACAAAAUACAUGUUUGUACUGGACUACAACUGCUUUCAAAACAAAGAAAGAAAUAUGAGAGAUGAUGUAUAAUAUAGUAUAUUAUUAAUGCAAGUCUGUGCUGGGGUGCUGUAGAACAUCAUUUGCAUGAAACAUUAGUCAAAUUAUAAGGCUAGUAAUGAGAGAUAAUACUGAACAACAUUUAUUAAGCUUUUCCUCAAAAAAACAUUGGGUUCAAAAGAAUCUACCAAGGAAUCUAUCUGGCCAACUCAAACAAAAACCUUAAGAUUACACACUAGCAAUAUAUAAUGAACACUAGUAAUGUCAGUGUAUUUGUAAUAUUUGCAUUUACAUUUUUAGGCAACCAGAGUUGACAGACUUUACAAAAGAAUGAAAGCUUGAUAAAUAUUGCCCAGAGUACACAUGAAAGUAAGGAUGUUUCUAAUGUGGGAGAACUGUGUCAAGAUCAUCUAAGUGUUAACAAAUGAUUGGCAUUGCUUGGCUUUUUUUGUCAUCCUAUUUUAUAUUUACUGAUACUUCAGGAAAGCUAUGAUGACUGCCAACUCUGUAAGUGCCACCACUUGUGACCAAAAUUAAUGGACACUAACAACAAAAAGUAAGAGGUUGAAGCCUCACUUAAGGGCUCAGCCGGUGUAAUCUCCUCUUGUGGAAGCAUGUUAUCAGUUCACAGUACUGUCUGUGUCAGUGUGUCAUUGCCUUUACAACAGCAUGUCAGAUUUACAUUUUGCCUGUAUUCUUCAACUUCUUUAUAUGUAGUGAUGGAAAAUCAUAGACAGUGUCAUGCGUGUUUAUGUAUGAUUGAUGUUUAAAAUAAACAUGAUUUGCUAGACAAACA
This is a messenger RNA of Ictalurus punctatus (channel catfish), 2251 nucleotides long. Its product is annotated as CD20-like domain-containing protein. The transcript has 8 exons. Lineage: Eukaryota; Metazoa; Chordata; Actinopteri; Siluriformes; Ictaluridae. The coding region runs from base 406 to 1020 and encodes 204 amino acids. Gene Ontology annotation, cellular component: membrane. The record is from RefSeq and is a predicted model, not a curated record.